AUGAAAACACCAACAAAGAAGAACAAAACAGAUAGUUCUUUAAGUCCUGCCAAAUCAUCAAAGAAGGAACCAAUGCCAUCUGGUAAAUCUCCAAGAAAACAAUUGCAAAUCUCUGUUUGGUCAUACCUAGCUGUUAUCAAAACUCAAGCAGUUGCACAUAUGAAUUUAGCAAAGCAAGGUGCUAUAUUUUCAUAUAAUUGUUUUAAUCUAGAAGAAAUAUUAAAGGUGAAUUUAAUUAUACUUAUUAAUCAUGUAAACACUAAAACUCAGUUGAAGUAUGAAUCAAGUGGAAAUAAUUCAACUACAGAUUUACAUGCUAAAACUUUGUAUACUAUUUUCACUGUCUUCUCUAAUCCAUAAAUUGUGGAUAUUUGAUUGAAAUGAGCUGGAACUUUUGUAUAUUCCAUAAUUACUCCUAGUCAGGCUCAAACAUUGCUGGCACAUAUGAUAAAAAGAAAAAACUGGUUCAGAGGAAGUAAUAUUAAAUAUCCCGAUAUAGCUCCAGAUUUGAAAGACGUGUUACAAUCUUGUUCACGAUCUAUCUGUACAUUUAACAUUGAAAAUACAAAUUUAGCAAACAAUCUUGAGCUGCUACAAGUGGAUGAAAUUCGUCAGCUUUGCAAGGAUAUGAACAUUAAGCCUAAUGCAAACAAAAAAAAUAACAUAUGUAAAACUGUUAAAAUUAUCAAACACGCAAAUCUCUAUUUCCUGGAAUGAAAAGUUCCAAGUACAGUUUUAUAUUCUUCAGUUGUUCGUAUGCUCGAUUAUUGUGUGAUGCAUACUGAUAAAACAUGGAAUAAUGAUAAAAUAUAACGUUUGUUAAUACCGAAUCAAGAUCCACAAAUAAGCGUAGCUGAACGUUUUUUACCAUUAUGUAAUAUUUAUGUAGGAAAUGUAACAUUUCUAACAUUCCUGAGAAACGUUUCCCAAUAUUUUCUUCCAACUGCAUUUGAUGAGCUAUAUCACAGCUAAAGCAACACUGUCCAUAACAUUACAACUAAUUGACAAAAAGAAGUGGACCAGAGGUACAAGACGUGGGUAAAUUAAGCCAUAAUACAUUAUCCAACACGUUAAAGGAAUCAUUAGGUAAUUCAAAAUUUGUUAUAAAAUUAAAUAAGAAAUUUUUAUUGAUUUAAUUAUGAAAUUUUCAGGUUAAAAACUUCCUUGCUUCCAGUGCAUGUAAGGACGUUAUAUGCGGUAUAUGUAUGGCUAAAAAUAAUUUCUGUGUGUAUAGACGCAUUUAAAAAGAUAAAGAUAAGACACAAGUAGUGGAAGUUUUACAUUUGUUACUAGAAACUGAUUAUUAUACCCAUUCGAAGAAAGGAAAAUGGU
Messenger RNA from Osmia bicornis bicornis, 1332 nucleotides. RefSeq lists its product as uncharacterized. Lineage: Eukaryota; Metazoa; Arthropoda; Insecta; Hymenoptera; Megachilidae. The record is from RefSeq and is a predicted model, not a curated record. Gene Ontology annotation, biological process: interstrand cross-link repair. Gene Ontology annotation, molecular function: nuclease activity.